Messenger RNA from Fomitopsis serialis, 2040 nucleotides. RefSeq lists its product as uncharacterized. NCBI's taxonomy places the organism in Eukaryota, Fungi, Basidiomycota, Agaricomycetes, Polyporales, Fomitopsidaceae. The transcript has 5 exons. Bases 187 to 1923 code for a protein of 578 amino acids. The record is from RefSeq and is a predicted model, not a curated record.
UCCUCAAGUUCAAGCCCGAGUUGGCGGAGCAGCCCGUCUUCGUCACCGAGGACCGUCAAACCGCCGCAACAUACAAUGCAGCCGCUCAUUGGGUCACCAAGGUCGCAAGACCUCUCCGAUGGAAAUGUAAGUCUUCCUCUUGCCUGCAUCGCUGUCCGCUGAGCAUUGCCGCCCAUAGGGUUCUCUAUGCGUGGAUUCCGCUAUGCCUUCGCUAGGGAAAUGCUAUCAAAGAUGGACAAGGUGCUGCGGAAUCUCUCUCUUCCGUAUUUUGUGUGGCUUACUGUCAUGGCCGUUGUGCAGGUUAACCUCAAUUAUGCCCUCGGUCAUCGUAUCAAAUCCCAUCUCGCACGCUCCACCUAUCAGCCCGAGGACCGCCACGUUGACAUGAUAGCCAAGCGCUUCGAUCAGGCCGACUCUGACGCGCAUCUCAAGCUCAUAGACCACCAUUCUUCCGUGGCCUUCAAUCUAGAUGCCUCCACCACGGCAUCAUCAAGUGACGCGGACCUCAACGCCGUAGUCGACACCGAGUAUAUACAGCUUGUCGACCGGUGGCGACGUGCAGAGGAACCACUGAUUGAGGCAAAUGGUGGAAAGUACACAUAUCAAUUGGAAGAAGCUGCUCUAGACACUCCACAAUGUCGCGAUGCAUUGAGCAAAUGGGUGGAUGUAGUCCAGUAUGCCUCUACCCUCACCACGAGACGCCAACAUGCAUCAUACCUCACCACCAGCAAAGGGAAGGUCGCCGCCAGCAAGGAGAAGGUCGCUCCCAGUGGCCCUCCAGAGGCCACAAGUGGCGAUCCUAUUGACGUCUCGGCGGACGGCAGUCAGCCAGAUCGUAGCGAUGAGGAUCCCGCUACUGAAGACACACCAGCCAAUGCACCAACCGGCGCACCAACCGGCGCACCAACCGGCGCACCAACCGGCGCACCAACCGACGCACCAACCGACGCACCUACCUUGCUCGGCGCCGGAGAUGCCAUCAAUAUAUUGGAGACCCUGAACGCCGACCAUCCCUUCGUGCCCUUGAUCCGUGCUGAGCGAGUCAACCCACGCUUUGCCCUGCUGAGCCAGUACAUCUCCCUCAUACGUGCUGACAGCAUUCGGGUGGAGGGCAAAUGUCCGUGGUGCAUCCACGACACGAGCCUGCCUCCGCGAGAGCGCGACAAGAAUCACCAAGCCAAUCUCGCCCAGCACAUGCUCCGAUGUGACCUCAAACACCAUCCUGGCUUCACUCGCUGUCCCGUGUGCGGUGUCUUCCUUGAUGGGCCUUGGGAUGAUUGUAACGUGGAAGACCACCUGGAGGCUUGCGUACAUGCUAUGCUCGUCAGCCAUGGCCACGUCGCUCCUAGCGAGGAGGAUCGUCAGUUGGCUUCCGAGCCUGAUGUUGAUCCACAGGACAGCACCAUAGGGCUUCGUCACGAUGACGACGACGAUGAUGACGAGAACCCUCUCGUCCUUAUCAAUGAUCUUGAGGAUCAACAUCUUGCAAGACGAAUGGGCCAGACCUUACCACAGCAGCAAGUCGUAACUGCAGGUGCCUCACCAGUCUCAUCGCAACCGCCGGUCUCUAUCACCCCAACACGCGGUUUUGAGGCGCUGAGCAGUUUCAUACGACACUCGGUGGCAAUUCGAGGGCACCUCAUGUAUUACUGCCCAAUGUGCCUCAACAAUAAAGGUCUGUCAUGGCUCUAUGACCCGGUGGAGCACGGCGAGUCAAAGAGAGCUCCGCCUGAACACCGCCUCGUGUACUUCAAGGACAAGCAGCGUAUGCAUCAACACAUCUACGCCCACUUCAGUGGUGCCCCCACUCGUGCCGGUCAGACACAGUUGGUUUACUCCAGGACCUUCCGGUGUGCAUUCCCUCCUUGUGAUGGUGAAAUCGAGUCCGUUUGUCUUCUCAUGGCUCUCCCUUGCAUCGGCUGAUCUUCCCUCAGACGCGACCUCGGUGCCACGAUUGAACAUCUCCACAAUGUUCACAAGUAUCCGCUACUCAAGCGCAAUGGGUCCACCAUCAGUGAGACGCAAGACGCAGAUGACGAU